This is a messenger RNA of Cajanus cajan (pigeon pea), 2468 nucleotides long. Its product is annotated as Exostosin family protein. NCBI's taxonomy places the organism in Eukaryota, Viridiplantae, Streptophyta, Magnoliopsida, Fabales, Fabaceae. The record is from RefSeq and is a predicted model, not a curated record. Gene Ontology annotation, molecular function: glycosyltransferase activity.
GGCGUGAGUACUUCUUUCUUUGUUUGGUGCCGAGAAAGUCAAAUACAGGAAAUAGGAGAGAGAGUUAGUGAGAGAGUGCUUCAAACUUCAAAGUGUGUCUUUUCGAUCUUUACUGUACUGAGGAUCCGUUGAUUUGUUCUUCAAGCUUCCCUAGUGAUUUAUUUGGGAACUUAUGUUUGCAGCAGUGUGUUGGGAAUGAGGAGAUUAAAGCUAAUUUUCGAAGAAUGAAGUGAUUUUGGUGUCAUCUCGGUUCUUAAAUGGUGUACCUGUUUCAAUAUUUUCACUUGUUAUGAACUUAUGUCACAUGAGAAACCGGAAAUUGCUUUUUCUGUUGGCGGUACUUGCUGCUAAUUAUUUACUAUUUCAGUCAAUAUUGGUUCCAUAUGGAAAUGGAAAUGCCCCAUGGUCUUCGGUGCCCCAAAACCAAAAGCAUGACAAAGUUAGCUUUCCAUCAUUACAUUCAACUCCAAAGUACUCCACCAUUUGGAAUCCACCAACAGGUUCUCCUGCUGUCAUUGCUACGGUGGAAAAAGUGCACAUUCCUAUUGUUCAAGAUGAAGUUGGGCUCGGUGAGAAAAAGGGAAUGCGCAAUGAUGAAAAGGGUGGUUUAGUCUCCGAAAGAAACAACUCUAAUAAUGAUGUUUUUGAACUCGGGGCUGAUAGAAAUGAUGUUCGCAGUUUAGCUGGGAAGAAAGAUGUCAGAAAAGGUGACAGAUUGGAGUUGGAGAGUGUCGGUUCCAAAAAUUUCAUAGCAGUUUUUGCCAAGGGCAGUGAGAUUGACUUUUCAGUGAAGAAAUUUUUGGAGACAAAACGGGGAACCUCUAGGUUGGUAAAAAAUAACAAUACGGAUUCAAGGGAACAUAAUGGGGUUGGUGUUCAUACCUCACACAGUGCAACUUCCUCUGUUAAUCUGCCUCAUCUUGAAAAUUUUCCCCAGAAAAAUGUCAUUUCUGUAUCAGAUAACAGUACUGCAGUGAGGACUCCUAGGAGAAAGAUGAGGUGUAUGAUGCCACCUAAGUCAAGAACAUUAAUUCAGGAGAUGAACCAAAUACUAGUGCGCCGCCGUGCGUCUUCUCGUGCAAUGAGACCAAGGUGGUCAUCCAAACUUGACCUGGAAAUUCUUGCUGCAAGGUUGGAGAUUGAGCAUGCUCCUAUAGUAACACAUGACAAAGAGCUUUAUGCUCCUCUCUUUCGCAAUCUUUCUAUGUUCAAAAGGAGUUAUGAGCUCAUGGAACGCACACUCAAAGUUUAUAUAUACCAGGAUGGAAAUAAACCCAUCUUCCAUGAACCUAUACUUAAGGGCCUGUAUGCCUCGGAGGGUUGGUUUAUGAAAUUGAUGGAGGAAAAUAAGCAUUUUGUUGUGGGGGAUCCUGCAAAGGCCCACAUGUUCUACAUGCCAUUCAGCUCACGUAUGUUAGAGAAGUCCCUUUAUGUACGUAACUCUCAUAAUCGAACAAAUCUCCGUCGGUUUUUGAAGGACUAUACAGAUAAAAUUUCUGCAAAAUAUCAUUACUUCAACAGAACUGGUGGUGCUGACCAUUUUCUUGUUGCUUGCCAUGAUUGGGCUCCAUAUGAAACGAGACACCAUAUGGAAUACUGCAUAAAAGCCCUCUGCAAUGCUGAUGUAACUCAAGGCUUUAAAAUAGGAAGGGAUGUUUCUCUUCCGGAAGCUUAUGUCCGGUCAGUAAAAAAUCCUCAGAGAGAUCUGGGAGGAAAGCCUCCUCACCAACGAUCCAUCCUUGCUUUCUAUGCUGGAAAUAUGCAUGGUUAUUUGCGUCCAAUAUUGCUAAAACACUGGAAGGAGAAAGACCCUGAUAUGAAGAUAUAUGGCCCAAUGCCUCGUGGUGUUGUAAACAAAAUGAAUUACAUUCAUCACAUGAAGAACAGCAAAUACUGUAUAUGCCCUAAAGGGUAUGAGGUCAAUAGUCCACGGGUGGUCGAAGCCAUAUUUUAUGAGUGUGUGCCUGUGAUUAUAUCUGACAAUUUUGUGCCACCUUUUUUUGAGGUUUUGAAUUGGGAUGCGUUCUCAAUAAUCCUUGCAGAGAAAGAUAUUCCCAACUUGAAGCAGGUACUUCUUUCAGUGUCACAAGAGAAGUAUCUCAAGUUGCAACUUGGGGUCAGAAAGGCUCAGAAACAUUUUUUUUGGCAUGUAAAACCCUUGAAGUAUGACCUCUUCCACAUGACCCUUCAUUCAAUUUGGUAUAAUAGAGUGUUUCAAAUAAAGGUGAGAUGAUGAUGCAUUCGAGCCCUCUCAAAAAGAAUGCAGAAGCACACCUCACAAGACCUUAUGAAAAAGAAGUGGGAAUUUCUGAUAAUGAGAACUCGUGAAAGAAUAUAGUAGGGACUUGGGAUAUGUACUCGGUUUUAGAUUGUUCUGUAUGGAUAAAUGCUGUAUCAUAUUAUUAUUUCUCUUGAACGUAUGCAAAGGAAGCACGUAAUUAACCAAUAACAAAAGCUUGUUGUACUUU